GAGUCAGCGAGCUGACAACAGGCUCACUACGUGGUGCACAGCCACAGGGCGUUUCUCUUUUCAUGCACAGAAGACAGAAAGAGAGAGGAAAGAAGGAAUAAACAAAGUCAGCAUUUCUUUGAGAAAAAAAAUAAAUAAACGGACCAGGAACAUUUGUCAUAGCGUAAGGCAUCUCCGUCACCAUCCUCGCACGUAGUACGUUUCUUCCACGUAAAAUCACGCUCGAGGGUUCGUUCGUUCCCCAGGUCGACUACGGAUUUUGUCGGAUCUACCCCGUGUACAGUCAGCGACCCCUUUCACGAGCAUGUCCCUAUGAGUGUGUUCCAAAACGGUCAGGACAGGUGAGGAGGUCUUAGCUCGGGUCUGAGGAGAGUCUCCAGCAUCCUUCACACCCUGAUGCGCAGCUGCGGGCGGGUGGGAGACCCACACCCGUUCAACACUCGCUACCUGUCGCAGAAAUCCCUCUCUGCUCGCGGUGGGUGCAGGCGCGCGGUGGUCGUUGGUGCGUCUCUGCCAACCCAGGAGUGACGUCACUGUGUGCGCCACUGACGGAGAAAGGGUGCGCACGCGCGAGGGGGGUAGGUGCGUGCGUGCGUGUUAUCGCACACAGACUACCGCGAUCCCUACUCGCGUCGUGAACGUGGCUUCGCUCUUUGACUAGUGCCGUAACCACACUUUGGCCGGCGCUUCCGUGUGGAGUGUGUAACCCUGCACAGCGGAUCGUCCAUUGUUCUGACGAAAAGAGGAAAAGAAAGGAAGGGCUGACGAAAGAGCAUAGAGACAAAGGAGAGUUAGAAAAGAGAAGUGGAAAAAAACUUAUUCUGAGUCAGCCUUCAGAGAAAACCCGAGCAGCCAGGUCAGCAACAGGAUUCGGUGUGUGUGUCCGUCUGUAGGUGUGUGUUCGCGAAAUUAAGAGAUGUGACGCAAGGAGGCUACAGUGGACCACUCACUCUACACUACGAUAUAAAGUCCUGUCUCCCAACUUUGUGUUUAUUCUGCAGUCAGGCCUGCACAGUGAAGGUGAUGCUGAGGAACUGUCGCCAGACUUGUCAAUAGUAUCGACACUUGAAUAACUUAACGAGGGUUUACUAUACCACCAUCAUCACUUAGUCCCAGCCUGAAGAUUAAGCUUUGAUUCUCAUCCCUGGAGCGACUGAAAAGAAAAGGAAAUCUUGCAAUACAUCGUCGGUGAUAGUGUAUCAAGAAGCCGAGUGAUUUUACAACUUGUUAGUCAGGUGAGACGAAGGCCAAGAAGUGUAACUUCUCGUCGAAAGGUGUGUCUUGUGAACUUCUGACUUUCCACUCUUUGUUGCUCUGAUAGGACAAAAGAAAUAAAAGAGCAGAGAAUACUUAAGUACGUCACCAGACGUCAUCCACCCGCACAAUACAAACCCUCCCCACAACCCUGCCCAACCCUCCGCUAGGCCCGGGAAAAGUUUUCAUUCAAAGCUUUUGUGUUGUUGGUGGCUCGGCAGGUUGAGCCACUCUCAGGUGUGUCUCACCGGACUUGUGCACAUCGUCGUACGCCAGGUAACCCACACCUCACUUCACCGACGGGUCACCAUGACAUGGCUGUGGGAUUUCUUCCGGGUACUCGUCGUGCUUGGACUUGGAGGGAUCACGCACCCGGGAUGGAGGGAGCUAUUCGCUCAUGCGCAGCUGGUACCCUACCGGACAUCCAACGACCGCUACUUGGACCCCUGCAAAGCCACCGCCUUCUACGAGGACAUCGCCCUAGAUGAUGAGGACUACAAGGCAGUGAAGAGAAUUUUGCGCCAGUCCAAUACCUCGGACUUCGAGAUGCAGGUGGAGGACCCCGGCAUCCACACCCGGGGUCCCAGCAAGGGAGGGCAGGCCGCCGAGGUGAGGGACUCGCAGCGCAAGCAGAUCCUGAAGGACAAGCGCAUGUUGAAGCAGUUCCUGCAGGAGAAGAAGAAAGAGUUGCGCUCCAAGUGCACCAACAUAGACAAGAAGCAAUGUCGGGAGAACAAGCGAAUGCUGAGGGACGAGAUCAGCGAGCUGAGAAAGAAGUGGGACAAGAUUCGAGCGGAGCUGAAAAGCAUGAAGGAGAAGGAGCUGACUGGCAGGCAGAGGUUAGCUCGCAGCUUCUACAAAGGCAAGGGUGGCAAGAUCACGAAGAACAGCGUGCCCAGUAACAAGGUCAACGACUCCGAGGUUGAAGGCGAGGCUCACAAGCAUGAAGAUGACCUCAAGAUGCCGUGGGAGAAGCUGGAGGACAAGGAGGAGAUCCAGAUCGACGAAGUCUCAUCGAUGGCCAACUCCAGGGGCAAGAGGGCCGCGACUGCCCGCAAGGACCGGCUAUGGGACUAUGGCAUCAUUCCGUACGACAUAGAGGCCAACUUCACAGGAGCCAACAAGGCCAUGUUCAAGCUGGCCAUGCGGCACUGGGAAAACCAUACUUGCGUCACCUUUGUGGAGCGUAAACCGGAUGACGAGAACUACAUUUUGUUUACCGAGCGUUCCUGUGGGUGUUGCUCCUUUGUGGGUAAACGAGGCAACGGUGCCCAGGCCAUCUCCAUCGGCAAAAAUUGCGACAAGUUCGGCAUCGUGGUGCACGAGCUAGGUCACGUGAUUGGCUUCUGGCACGAGCACACUCGCCCCGACCGUGAUGAGCACGUGCAGAUCAUCUACAAGAAUAUUAUGCCCGGCCAAGAAUACAACUUCAACAAACUGACGGCCACCGACGUCAACUCGCUGGGCGAGGUCUACGACUACGGCAGCAUCAUGCACUACGCUCGCAACACCUUCGCCCGCAACAACUACCUCGACACCAUCCUGCCCCGCCGAAAGCCCGGGAUGGUGGUCAGGCCGGAGAUCGGUCAACGUGUCAAGCUCAGUCCUGGGGACAUCCGCCAGGCCAACAAGCUGUACAGAUGUCCGAAGUGUGGCCGAACUCUGCAGGACUCCAGCGGCAAAUUUUCCCAACAGGCCAGCGUCGGCAAAGAAGAGCUGUGUCAGUGGCGAAUAUCGGCUACCCAUGGCGAGAAGAUCGUCCUGAACAUCACGGAGCUGGACAUCCCCAAGUCCUACAACUGCGAGAUGGACUACCUGGAGGUUCGCGAUGGCUACUACAUCAAGUCCCCGCUUCUCGGUCGGUUUUGUGGCAACAAACUGCCAGAAACGCUCAUUUCCUCGGACACGCGCAUGUGGAUCGAGUACAGGACAUCACGUGGAGGCGGCAAGGGCUUCUUCGCGGAGUACGAAGCUAUCUGCGGGGGCGAGAUCAACAAAGACCAGGGCUUCCUGACGUCACCCAACUACCCGGAUGACUACCGACCCAACAAGGACUGCAUUUGGAAGAUAUCUGUUGAAGAGGGCUACUCCGUGGCGUUGAAGUUCCAGUCCUUUGAGAUUGAGAACCACGACAACUGUGUCUACGACUACCUGGAAGUCAGGGAUGGCAGUGAGGAGUCGUCUCCCCUGCUGGGGCGUUACUGUGGUUACAAGAUUCCAGAUGACAUCAAGUCGAGCGGCAACAAACUCUACGUGAAGUUCGUGUCAGACGGAUCCGUACAGAAGGCUGGCUUCGCUGCCAAGUUCGUCAAAGAGUUCGACGAGUGCACGGUAUCCAACCAUGGCUGUGACCACAUCUGCGUCAACACCCUGGGUAGCUACAAGUGCGAAUGCCGCAUCGGCUACGAGCUUCACUCCGACGGCAAGCGAUGUGAAGACGCCUGCGGGGGCUACAUCGACGAGGAGGAGGGCAUCCUGCAGAGUCCGUCCUUUCCGGACCUGUACCCUCCAAACAAGAACUGUGUUUGGCAGAUCGUGGCCCGGGACCAGUACAAGAUCACCAUCAACUUCACUCACUUCGACCUAGAGGGCCACAAUCAAGACUGUGAGUACGAUUCUGUCCGCCUGAGUAGUGGGGUGGGAGAAGACCAGAAGCUGCACGGAGUCUUCUGUGGCGCCACCUUCCCGGCGCCUGUGACGUCAGAGGGCAACACGCUGAGGAUCGAGUUCAACUCGGACAACUCUGUCCAGAAGACGGGCUUCGUAGCGGAGUUCAGAACAGAUAAGGACGAGUGUGCUAUAAACAACGGCGGGUGUCAGCACGUGUGCAGGAACACUGUGGGCAGUUAUCAGUGCGCCUGCUAUAACGGCUUCACCCUUCACGAAAACAACCACGACUGCAAAGAAGGUGGCUGCCAGUACGAGAUCAACAAGCCGGAGGGGAUCAUCACCAGCCCCAACUGGCCCAACUUCUACCCCGCUCGCAAGGACUGUGUGUGGCACUUCACCACCAAGCCCGGCCACCGCAUCAAGCUGACCUUCCGCGAGUUCGGUCUUGAACCCCACCAGGAAUGCACCUACGAUCACGUGGUCUUGUUCGACGGCGACGACAACAACGCCCGCAGUCUCGGGCUCUUCUGCGGAGGGGCGACCCCUGACCCCAUAACCUCUAGUGGCAACAGCAUGUACAUGGUCUUCUACUCCGACGCGUCCGUGCAGCGCAAAGGCUUUGAAGCAGAGUACGAAUCCGUCUGCGGUGGCCACCUCGUAGCGACAGCCACACCACAGAUGAUCUACUCUCACGCCAAGUACGGCGACCUCAACUACGACAACCGCGCCGACUGCGAGUGGCGCCUGCAGGCCGACACCGGCUUCCGCAUCCAACUUAAGUUCAGGGCCUUUGAACUCGAGGACGAACACGAGUGCGCGUACGAUGCCGUGUCGGUGUAUGAUGGACAGAGCGAGACGGAUCCUCUUAUCGGAACAUACUGCGGCAGUGAGAUUCCCCCUGACAUCGUGUCCAACGGUGAGUACCUGACGAUCCACUUCCGGACGGACGACAGCAUCCACUGGAAGGGUUUCUACGCCACUUAUGUCCUGACAGAGGCUCCAGCUCAGUUCCAGAACAAGCUCUUUGAAAUCGAAGACCUUUUCAAAGCCUGAGCAGAUGAUCCUCCACCCGUUGCAGGUGGAAAUGUGUGAUCCCGACGGGUUUUUGACUCUUGACUCCAGCAAUUCAGCGUGAAGCGUACAUGAAGUUGACUAGACGAGGGAUAGCAGGGGGAUAUCUUUGACAGUUAGAAAGACCAUUAAAGGCCGUGUCCGAACCGCCCUCUCGCUCUCAGCAAAGAUAUUCAGUGUUUAGUUGUGACAGAAGAGCUAGGACAGGCUGUCAUGUAAACCUGCCUGUAACCUGAACUGAAAAAUAGUUGUGAAGAAAGAAAAACCUAAACAGGCUGCUAGCCUAUCUGAACCACCUUCUGUGCGUCCGUGACGGUGCCAGACAGUUCGCGUUCUACCCUGGACGCCAUUUGGGACUCGAUUCGCCAGCAAUACACUUCACCUUUGAACUUGUUUCAUUAACAUCUUUACUUCGCCGUCCAGUGUCAUCAAGGACAAAAACUCUGAAGGUGGAGGUCAGUCACGUGAUAGGCCCGUCUCAUUGUUUCUGAUUUGUGCUCAGCAUCCAACUUGUGUUUCUUGUGUGAUCUGUGAUUGUUACGUCCUGUGUCAUUGGAUUACUGCGUCGUUUGACUCUCGAGCAUGCAAAGAGCAAAAGUGCAACAUCCCUGUCCUUUAACCUCCUGUGUUUCGGGACUAAUAAGUUUCUAAAAAAAAAAUGAUAGAAAAAUAACAAAAGUAAGCCAACUUUUGACAAUGAUGAAGAUCGACAUUGCAAACAAGUAUGGCGUCUGUUUUAUAGAAGAUGAAACGGCUGCAAUAGCGUAGAUGAUACUGAUUGGUCACUCGACAAGACAGUGGCUUGACACUCUCGUCUUCUCUCGCUCUCCAUGGCAACCGUUUCAUGGCAUCACCUGACGACGCGAUGCUUACUGUGCUAUUACCACGCACGUCGAGGUGCGAUGUUAUAGAAGCUACUGAGCAUGAAGCGCACGUGUGAACAACGAAGUCUGCAGGCACGACACCUAGUGAUGCCGAUGCAAGUGGCUGGCGAAUGUUGUGUUCAACUUCCAAAAAAAAAAAAAAAAAAAAAAAAGAACGCAAAAAAAAAAAAAUAAAGAAAAAAAUACAACAACAAUUUCUGUCCGUUCCUAGAACGGUCCGUGUCUUGUGAGCUUGUAACCCUGCUCAAUCUCGCAAUAAUGGGGUUGGGGGUUCGAGGAUGGGGUGAAGAAGGAAUCAGGAACCAAGGAAACGCAUUUUUAACAAAAAAUAAAGUUCAUAGUGACUUAAAGACAUGUUUAACUGGCAUUUUGUGACUAACGUGUUGUUGAUGGGUAUUUUUUCUGUUACGCAGUUUUGAACACUUAGCUUAUCUCUACACAAUUUUCUAGAAAAAAAUGUUAAUGAUACCUUUAUGUUUUCAUUGACAUGUUUGGUGUUAAUAGUGUUUUCCCAAGAUUGUUUCUAAUUGUUGUUGUUUUGUUUUGCUGUACUCGAGGUCGAACCGUUGUUAUUUACUGUUAGGCCCUUUGUGUCGACAUAUUGCUGCUCGCCCAAUGAAACUUGUCGAAACCUUGCAUUUGUAAACGACACAUAAGCACAUGUGCUUAUCACACUUGGUCAGUAGCUCACCGUAAAUUAAGAAGCGUUUUUCUGUUACUAUCUUAAACGUAAACUGUUUCAUUAAAAUUUGAUUUAAAACUCAA
Pomacea canaliculata is the source of this 6584-nucleotide messenger RNA. Its product is annotated as tolloid-like protein 1. Bases 1564 to 4917 code for a protein of 1117 amino acids. NCBI's taxonomy places the organism in Eukaryota, Metazoa, Mollusca, Gastropoda, Architaenioglossa, Ampullariidae. Gene Ontology annotation, molecular function: calcium ion binding; serine-type endopeptidase activity; zinc ion binding. Gene Ontology annotation, biological process: proteolysis. The record is from RefSeq and is a predicted model, not a curated record. The transcript has 19 exons.